GGGAGGUUUAUUUUCAUGCUGAGAAGGAUUUCCUCUGUGUAACAGGCUGAACAAGGGGAAGAGAGCAAAGAUUUCACAAUAACGGAUCUUACGGACAUUUGCCAGAGGACGCCGGUCUCGACUAUAAAACCCCAUCAGUCAGUCUGUCUGACAAUCCGUCUGUUCAGGACGGUUGUCCAUUUUAUUGUAGAAAAAAAGUUUGAUGGUUGUCAAAAAGAGUUCUCUGCUGACAAUAACUUACAUGUAAGAGAUGGUGUGAGGACUCUGUGAGGGGGGAUCCAUGGCCAAAAUGCUGAUUCUUCUCCCUUUGCUGGUGGCUCUUUGCGCCGAACCAGCUCACAGCAUUUUCGACGGAACCUGCCCCAGAAAAGAGCCUCCCCCUGGUCUGCUGGUUUUGUCUCCAGGCAGUAAGUUGCUUCUGACCUGCAGCGGGCACGUAAAGGUGGAUGGAGUAAAAGUCAGCGUGGCCAGAAACCUCUCAAACUCCAGCAGAAAAUGGAUUUCUUCAAAUGCAACCCGGACCGCUGUAAAUAUAACAGACAUCACAGUCGCUUCAGUGAAAAGCUACAAGCAGACUGUGAAGAGUGCUGCGAGUCAGGGGUAUCACUCCAGUCCAACAGAGGCCCAUGACAACCGGAUAAUCACACACACCGAUGCAGGAUACACAGCUUCUCCCACCACUCACAUGGUCCGGAAAAGUGGUGUGAGCAGGCUUUUAAAGAGUGAAUACAACUGGGAGGCCGAAGAGGUGGGUGACGAGGGUGAGCUUGAGGAAGAGGAAGGAGAGGAAGGCAGCAGGGUGACAAGGGGUGUAAAAAUGAUGCAUCAUUGGAAGUGGAAUGGAAAGACAGUGGGAAAAGGAGACAGAGACUGGGGAGAGAUCGCAUUUGAGGAGCGAGGGGCUACACUGUCUCUGUCCUCGGUUAGAGUGAAAGACUCUGGGAAGUACGCGUGUUACUACAAAGGCAGAGAGAUGUUCUCUGUAAGAGUCACCAUUGCAGAUCCUCCAGAGACUCCAAGCCUGUCCUGCUACAAAAGGUCACCCAGCAGUAAGAUUCGCUGUGAGUGGACUCCUCGCAAGGCUUUCACCAUAACUCCUGACUGUUUUCUCCUUCUUAGUAAAAGAAGAGGCAGGGGCUCUGAGCCAUUUCAUCAGUUUAAGUGCUCGUAUUCCCUUCGACUCUCCCGCUGCUGGUGUGCUCUGGACUACAACGAGGACGAGCUGAGAACCCUUCAUAAGGCUUACCUGUGUGUUACAAGCAUUGCAGGGAAUGCCACCAGCAACCUUCAGCACUUCAGACCUCUGGGCAUCUUAAAGCCCGAACCACCAUCACAAGUUUCAGCCUGGCAGGAAGUGGGACAGGAGACGAGGUUAAAGGUGACAUGGAGUUACCCCAAGUCCUGGAAGUCUCAAGACAGCUUUUAUGAACUCAUCUAUGAGAUCAAAUACAGACCUCGCAGGGCUUCAUUUGAUAAUGAGCAGGUAAAGGUCAUUAAAGAAGAUCGGUACUACACGAUCACAGACGUAAUGCCAGGUGUGGAGUACCUGAUACAGCUCCGAGCUAGUGAGGAAUACGAUGGUCAGUGGAGUGACUGGAGUACGCCUGUUAAUGCCAGCAGCUGGACAGCACCGUCACUGUCGCCUCUUAUCACCACAACGUUUCCAGUCUACCUAGAGGGCUCUGGAGCAGAUGAUGACUUGAUUUAUGUUAUUGAACCGGUGUUUAGUGGACCAGAGCUGACCCAUCACAUCCUGUGGAUCUCUUGUUUAUUCAUCCUCUUAUCAGUUACUUUGGCCAUCUACAUAUUCAGAUACAAGGACAGAUUUGUGUCCAAACUGCAGAGUCUGGGUGCUUCUGCCCAGUGUGGUGACCCGCCUCAGCCUCAGAUCUUCACCCCAACAGCCCCAGAAAGGCAGGCUGUGGUGAUUUUUGCCCCUCCACGUUACAAACAUCCUCCACCAAAUGACAUGGAAGAAGAAGAAGAGGAAGAAGAGGAAGAAGGGGAGGAAGAAGAAGGAGAAGAAGAAGAGGAAGAUGAGCAAGAACAGUGGAUAAAUGACAGGCUGGAAGCCCAGCACUUCAACAACACAACUUACUUCUUUGUCCAAAAGGAGGGAUGAUCAGACAGGAAGAUGACCAAAGAUGACAGACUUUUCUUCUGUUAGAAGCAAACUAAGAAACUACUUUUAUAGUUUGGCUGUAUUUCUCUCUGUAACUGUCUUUUACCUUAUAUACCUCUAAAAUACUUUUUUGUUAUUGCUGUAUAUGUGGUUGUCUUAAGAGUAGCCUUUCAGCAAAUCAUGUUUUCGUAGACAUAAGAGACAACUGUUGGCUGUAUUUACCGAACCACCCUGUGUUCUGUUUGUAUAUAAUUUUGUUACGUUUUAUGAAAUGUAUCAUUCACACCCUGCCCUCUCAGUUCCCCCCCAAAAGGGUCAAAUAGUUUUCGUUUUUUUUGUCUGUAUAUGUGUUUUGCUGCUUUUGAGACAUUUUAACAUGAAAGAAAUAAAAGUGAGUGCUAGGCACAUUGGUCCUAGAACUCAUGUGACCUCAAAUGCUACAGGCUUUUUGUAAAAGAGGGGGAGGACCCAGGUGCGGAUUCCAAAUAAAAAGGAUUGAAUAAACUUA
Molecule: messenger RNA, 2630 nt
Organism: Notolabrus celidotus (New Zealand spotty)
Lineage: Eukaryota; Metazoa; Chordata; Actinopteri; Labriformes; Labridae
Gene: il6r
Product: interleukin 6 receptor
Exons: 10
Coding region: 281-2122 (613 amino acids)
Biological process (GO): cytokine-mediated signaling pathway
Cellular component (GO): external side of plasma membrane
Molecular function (GO): cytokine receptor activity; protein binding
Source: RefSeq, a predicted model, not a curated record